AUGGAGGCUGAGAAGCCCCAAGAUCUGCAGUUGAAAGGAAAAGAAGCUGGGGAAGGAGUGGCAAGCACCACGUCCAGCUGCAAAGGGGGUAAGAAGAAGCCCAAGAAGCAGGCCAAGGAGACGGAUGAGGAAGAUAAGGCAUUCAAGCAGAAACAGAAAGAGAAGCAGAAGAAACUCGGGGAGUUAAAAGCGAAGGCCUCAGGGAAGGGCCCCCAGGUCACAGGUGGAAUUAAGAAAUCUGGCAAAAAGUAA
Balaenoptera ricei (Rice's whale) is the source of this 252-nucleotide messenger RNA. Its product is annotated as translation machinery-associated protein 7-like. The transcript has 2 exons. The record is from RefSeq and is a predicted model, not a curated record. Bases 1 to 252 code for a protein of 83 amino acids. NCBI's taxonomy places the organism in Eukaryota, Metazoa, Chordata, Mammalia, Artiodactyla, Balaenopteridae.